AUGAGGCGACCAUCAGUAGGGUUCACCGUGUUCUUCGAGCUCUGGAUAAUUAGAUUGGCAAUGGAGUUACGGGAGGGUGAUAUGACGAAUUUAUUUAUUCUCCUUGCUGAUUUUGAAGACUGGCUGUUGUAUUUCCAAGCACUUGCCUAUAUUUCAUUGAUCAGAAAAGGUACAACAAGGUUACUUCUCUAUCCCUGCCAAAGCUUGGUUUUCAGCUACCAUUGCUCGCCUGAUGAGGUUGUUCCAAGAUUGUAUUUUUACUAUUCUUUGAGUUAUGAGAUGACUGAUGAUCUUGCUGAUAUUCGUGGUAAUCUUCUGUCCUUGUACCAUUCUGUAACACUGCAUCAUAAUGAGUUAGGUCAGGAAACACUUCUGAAUCUCCUGCUUUGCAACUACCUGCACUACAACCUUUAUGACCAAUUAGAUAAGUUGAGAUUAAAGGCGCCAAGAUCUGAGGCACAUUCUUACCAACAGGUUUUAUCUUUUAGUAGUUAUUCUUUUAUAUCACUUGGUUAUUUUACCUUUCUAGAUUAUAUCAAAGCAAAAGCGAUUUCCGUAGUAGUGGCGAGGGAAAUGGGAGCAGCGUAUACCGUUAAAAUGGGGUUGUGGGAGAGCAAUAAAAGCAUCGUGUUUCUAGGCGAAAUGGUGGAAUUCUGCACCCUAGAUGGCGAGA
Eruca vesicaria subsp. sativa (arugula) is the source of this 673-nucleotide messenger RNA. The record is from the annotation of a GenBank genome assembly. Lineage: Eukaryota; Viridiplantae; Streptophyta; Magnoliopsida; Brassicales; Brassicaceae.